Molecule: messenger RNA, 2726 nt
Organism: Neurospora hispaniola
Lineage: Eukaryota; Fungi; Ascomycota; Sordariomycetes; Sordariales; Sordariaceae
Exons: 3
Coding region: 126-2543 (805 amino acids)
Source: RefSeq, a predicted model, not a curated record
AGUUUGGUGUCUGCGCUUAUCCACAUACCGACAACAUCUUUAUCCACCUAGGGUGCUCUCACCUUAAGCCUUCGGGCUGGCUGCAAAGUCUUUCUAGCUGCUGAUAGCAGCUUCCAGUCAUCACAAUGGGCUUUCUUAGACUAUUCAGCAAGAGGUCGGGUAACAAGAGCAAGGUGGAUGUGUCUCCCAAAUCGUUAGAUUAUGAGGCUAUGGUUGCUGGAGCACCCCCAGUUCUAGGAACGAAUCCGGCACGAGGAAAUGGACCACUCCAAAUCAAGAUCCUUCCGCGAGAUGUCAGCGAUGCCCAGAUUGCCGUCAGAGCCGAUGGGUUAGUGGCCGAUGGAUUCCCAAUGCCAAGUCCCGUCACCCCUAGCUUUCGAGCGGAGGAUGUCGAGCGACCAAGCUCAGCCCCGAAUGGGCUUCGGACACUUUCUCGCUCGUUAGGGGCCGGUGGCAGCUUACGAGUUACACGAGGUGCGAAAAGCCUCCUCAAGAGACCACCUCCACUUUCAUUCCGUAUGGCCAGACCCGAGACUUCACCACGUCCCCGAUCAAUUUCUCAGAAUGGGAUCGAUACCAUUGUCUUCGCCCAGCCACAAGUUGCUCCUUCGGUACAUUCAAGAAGUAACUCUAUUGUCAGCAAUACCGGAAGCCGUUACAGAGAUAUAAUCGAAGCGCACUCUGAAAUCAAGCCUAUCAACUUCAAGAUACGAAUGAAAGCUACAGGCAUCAGAGAUUAUGGCGAGGAUGUUGCAGAGAGGAAUCUGGGAGAAAACGGUCACAAUCUGGACUCACCCUCGGUCAAGGCAUUUUAUGCUCGUUCCUCCAUGAUCUCAGAAAAGUCAAAGAUGGAUGAGAUCACAAAAAGGCUUGAAUCGGAACCGAACAGCCGUAGAGCCAGGGCACCAGCGGUGGCUUUGAAUCUUCCUAUCGAUUUGUCGACCAGCUCGACCAUCUCCCAGACCUCGCCGCGGGCAACAACAUCCUAUGAACCAACAUCUCCUUCCUACGCACAUCCGGAUAGAACACUUUCUCUAGAUGUACGACUGCCAGUGAACUGUAAUUUGCAACAGUCCCGAUCUGUCAAUCCAUAUAUGCCUGUCGAAUCGAACCAGAGCACCAAUGUUCCGAAGACAGCCGCCACCACAGAACAGGAUACCGAAGUGCAUGAUCACCCUCCUGUCAUCGAAUGGCCCCUCAGGACCAUCGCUGCUAGUACGCUGAAACCGUCUGCUGGGGAUGCUACUCUGUCUUUGAAACUGCCACAGAUGAUCAAAUCUACACCAUUAUCCCCAAACGAGGAGCAAUCGGCCCCAAGAGGCCCUAGCGCUUUAUCAAAUGCAUCGUCAGUGAAGUGUUUUGCGGUGAACCCCGAAUACCAUCACGAGCGAUCAUGGUCAAGCUCAUCCUCCACUGUCUCGAUUUCGGACAUGAGAUCCAACCCGUCUUCGCCUUCAAGAUCCCAACACACAGCCGAUACUUCGGUUAACUUGAGCCAAACCUCGUUCAAGAGCGCCACACCAUUACCGAGCUUGACAUUCCUCCCGAUACCAGAAGCUCCCGAUAACUUCAACAUUGACGACUACAUAUCAACAGACGCGUCCUCCAUCAAGGGACACCAACGUCACACCGGCGAAAGCGAGGAAGAGCUACUUUUCAAUGACUUUGGCUACGGUGCACAUGGUACACAGCUACCCGGGCUCUUGGACUCGAGCACCCUUUUUGAGCGGGAAGCCAGCCCGGUUCCAAUUCAGAGUCAGCAUUGCCGUUGCUCCUCAUGGACCACUACUCCGAUCAAUGCCGGUUCGUUUGGGAGGGCAGUCGGACAACAGCGGUAUGUCCUCGACACAGGUGUCGAGGAUGAUUCAGAUGAGACAGACUAUGAAGACUCUUCAAGGUUGAUGUCCCCUAUCCCUCUUCAUUCGCCUAAACCCCAACACCAUCACGCUCUCAGCGGAGAUAUCUACCAUGGAGUGGUGGGCCAUGUUCCACGAACUCGGACCUUUGGGAGUGAUGGAACCUUUUCGUUGCAAGGGUCGCGGGGAACGAAGAGAACACCGGUUGUCUUGAACUGUCGUGGAAUACAAGGUUCGGAGAUGGCUGUUGCUAGUACUGAUACUCGUCCUAUCACCCCGGUUUCUCCCAGAAACCAGAGCAAGGAUAUCGCCAAGAUCAAGACACCCGAGAACACAAAGGGAGAGAAAGGGAAACAAAAGAUGCAAGAGAAAGAGGAUGAAAAUAAGGAGCAGCAAAACGACGCGGGCAACAAAAAAUUGCUUCUUCCAUCAACACCAGAAGCUACUGUCACUGCCGCUAUGAAGCGAAGGAAACAAAUCAAAGCGGGCAAGCGGGCAACAGAGCCGAUCAGGAAACGAAGACCCCCAGGGCACGGACAAGGGGUGAUUAGUAGCCCCAAGAGCCCCAAGAGUCCACCAAAGAGUCCAAGGAUAGCAAGUAAGAGGUUGAUGCAAAGAACGACGCCGAUAGGGGCUGGGGGAGGUGAAUGCUCUGACGAGGAACAUCAUGCGGAUACUGAGGGAUAAGGGUGAUAGGAUAGCUACCUAGGGUAGAGUUGAGGUUAGCUACGUUGUAGUUGUUGUUGUUUCCUUUGUUGAAUGACCCGGGACUUUUCAUCUUGUGGGUUGUGGUGAGGAGGUGUGGUUUGUUUGGUCAAAAGUUGGGGUUUGGCUAGCGAUUUGUCUAUUUUUCAUAUUCAUAUAUUUCGA